This is a messenger RNA of Morus notabilis, 1301 nucleotides long. RefSeq names its product probable xyloglucan endotransglucosylase/hydrolase protein 23. Gene Ontology annotation, cellular component: apoplast; cell wall. The record is from RefSeq and is a predicted model, not a curated record. The coding region runs from base 268 to 1128 and encodes 286 amino acids. Gene Ontology annotation, molecular function: hydrolase activity, hydrolyzing O-glycosyl compounds; xyloglucan:xyloglucosyl transferase activity. Gene Ontology annotation, biological process: cell wall biogenesis; xyloglucan metabolic process. The transcript has 3 exons. NCBI's taxonomy places the organism in Eukaryota, Viridiplantae, Streptophyta, Magnoliopsida, Rosales, Moraceae.
UCUCUAUGCCUCACAACUUGUCAUUCUUAGGACGUUACUAAUAAUUUAUCCUCUCUCUCUCUCUCUCUCUCUCUCUCUCUCUCUCUCUCUCUCAUCUUUUUCCACUACUAAUUAUAAAUUACCCUCAAAUAUCCAAUGAACCCCACCAAAAAAAUCAAGUUUCUCUUUCACCCCUAAUAACACAGUUCAUAAAACUUGUCAAUACCUCAAAAACCAACCGAUAAAAAAUAAUAGGAAACCUAAUUUAGUCUAUUCGUUUUCUUCAAUAUGAUGUUGCUUAUUGUGAUGCCACUACUGUUUUGCUCCAUCUUGGCUGUCGAAGCCGGUAACUUCUACCAAGACUUUGACAUCUCAUGGGGAGAUAACCGCGGUAAAAUUCUCAACAAUGGAGAGCUUCUCACUCUAUCACUUGACAGAACUUCUGGCUCGGGAUUUCAAUCCAAGAAUGAGUAUAUGUAUGGCAAAAUAGAUAUGCAGAUCAAGCUUGUUCCUGGCAAUUCUGCUGGAACUGUCACUGCAUACUACUUAUCUUCAGAAGGGCCAACGUGGGACGAAAUAGACUUUGAGUUCUUGGGGAAUUUGAGUGGUGAUCCGUAUACCAUUCACACUAAUGUGUACACGCAAGGCAAAGGUGAUAGAGAACAACAGUUCCAUCUUUGGUUUGAUCCAGCAUCAGAUUUUCACACUUACUCUAUCCUUUGGAAUCCACAACGUAUAAUAUUUUAUGUGGAUGGAACUCCCAUAAGAGAGUUCAAGAACAUGGAAUCCAUAGGAAUACCUUUCCCGAAAACACAACCAAUGAGAAUAUACUCAAGCCUUUGGAACGCAGACGAUUGGGCAACAAGAGGUGGUUUGGUGAAAACCGACUGGUCAAAUGCGCCAUUCACUGCCUCUUACAGAAACUUCGACGCCAAGACCUCUUGCGUGUGGAGUGCUGGGAAGUCUUCUUGUGGGUCUUCUGAUUCCAAUUCAAAAGACAGGGCUUGGCUGACGGAGGAUCUUGACGCCACGAGCCAAGAGAGGCUCAGGUGGGUGCAGAGGAAUUUCAUGAUUUAUGACUACUGCACUGACUCAAACCGCUUCCCUCAGGGCUUUCCUCGAGAAUGCAACGUAGCGACAAAACUGUAGAUCAUGUGUUGCGUGUAUGUAAUAUUUUAUGUGUGUAUAUAUGUGACACAUGUAUUAUUAUAUAUAUAUAUAUGUAUUGUAUACAUAUAUGAACGCGUAUAACUUGUGUAUCCACAAUAAUUUGUUCUGUGUAUAUCUUCAUAAUGCCAUACGAACUAUAUUAUAUAGUAUUA